AAUGGUGUAACUAGAACCCCCCUUUGGUAGUCAACAUGAUGUUUGUAAAUAUUUCUUGAGAUUCCCAGUAGUGCAUGGUUCAUCCCCUAAAUUGUUCCCUACAACGCAACCGUAUAACGGUGAAAACAAUACAUAUAGACGAAAUCAUAAAUUCACUCAACAUUAUUUUGCAUGCAGAUGACAGCAAACCCCUUUCAAAUUUAAACUACUUGACUUACGCGCCGAUUCUUCUAGUAUGGGAGAUAAUUCCGUCGUUUUAGUACUCCGAAUUCAAAACAAAAUCUACAAAGAAUAUUGGUAAUAUCGUUUACGUAUAAUGUACAUAUAGUUAAAAGUAAGCUUCAGCAGAUUCAAUGGGCGAUUGUAAAUAGCAAAACGCACCUGCUAACACACCAUUGCAUAAUAUAAGUUUAGCCUAUAGAUCCAGCCUCGACUCUCAUAAGAUCAAUUAAAGUGCUACUAGAUAUGUCUGACAAACAUUUAAAAGGUCAAAAUAAAGAGACUGGAAGAGAAGGACCCUACACCCACAAUUCUGUAGAUACCACCAGCUUUUCCGACACUACUUUAGCAUUUAGUGCAAGCACUGAUGCUGGUGAUACUUCUGCUAAUGCUGGUGAUACUUCUGCCAACUCUGGUGAUCGGCUGAACACCAAUGAUGCUGAUAUUACUGAUUCUAGCGAUAAACCUAAUCCAAAAUAUAGCGAAGAGCACUUCACUAAUAAAACCGUUCAGGAUUUAUUAAGUACAUUGAAUGAACAGCAAAUUGAAUUGCUUGCUCUUGGAUCAGAUUUUUUUACAAAGUUGCAACAUUUCACAACAGAUGAAAAUAUUGCAGCAGUCUUGAAUAUCCCGAAAAAGACUGACAAAGAUAACAGCGAACAUGCAAGUGACUUCCCUGAAGUUGAUCCUACACCAAACCUGAAUGAGACCGAAAGAAGAGAGGCUUAUCUUAAUUUUGGUAAAGCUUUCAUUGUCUUGUUGUUUGCAGAAGCUGAAAGGUUAGGUUUAGUUGAAGAAUUAACGACUAGUCUUGACGUUUUAUUCGAAUAUUUUGAACCGCUGAACGAAUAAGAGUU
Messenger RNA from Spathaspora passalidarum NRRL Y-27907, 1076 nucleotides. RefSeq lists its product as uncharacterized. NCBI's taxonomy places the organism in Eukaryota, Fungi, Ascomycota, Pichiomycetes, Serinales, Debaryomycetaceae. The record is from RefSeq and is a predicted model, not a curated record. The transcript has a single exon. Bases 466 to 1071 code for a protein of 201 amino acids.